Messenger RNA from Oncorhynchus kisutch (coho salmon), 3182 nucleotides. RefSeq names its product monocarboxylate transporter 6-like. Gene Ontology annotation, cellular component: basolateral plasma membrane. Gene Ontology annotation, molecular function: monocarboxylic acid transmembrane transporter activity. The transcript has 4 exons. Gene Ontology annotation, biological process: monocarboxylic acid transport; transmembrane transport. The coding region runs from base 81 to 1358 and encodes 425 amino acids. Lineage: Eukaryota; Metazoa; Chordata; Actinopteri; Salmoniformes; Salmonidae. The record is from RefSeq and is a predicted model, not a curated record.
GUGUGUGUACGUUGUUUCCUGUCUCUCCAGGUCCACUAUGCAGCGUGCUCGUGGAACGCUUUGGUUGCCGGGUAACGGUGAUGGUGGGAGGGGUUCUGAGUGGACUAGGCAUGGUGGUCAGCGCCCUGGCCAGAACCAUCACAGAACUCUACAUCACCAGCAUCAUCGCAGGGUUGGGGUUCUGCCUGUCCUUCCAGCCCUCUGUGACCAUGAUGGGCCACUACUUUUUGAGGCGGCGGGCGUUUGCCAACGCCCUGUCGUCCACCGGCACGGCCCUGGGCCUCAGCACCUUACCCCUGCUGGCCAACUUCCUGCUGGGCCAGUUUGGCUGGAGAGGCAGCUUCCUGGUCCUGGGAGGUCUGCUGUUGAACUGCUGCGUGUGUGGGGCUGUCAUGAGGCCCCUGGGGGCCAAACACAGUGGAGCCCAGAGGACACUCACUAACAAGGCUGCCCAGGGGCUCAGCAAGCAACCAAUCAAAGGUCCUCUCCAACAGGAGAAGGAGGGACUUAAGGCAAGACUUAGGACAGCGUUCAGUGACCUUGUCGUGUUCCUACGGAGACACAUGGCCUUUGACCUGUUGGUCAGUAACCCUCGUUACCGUGCCUACGCCCUGGGAGUGACGUGGAUGAUGUUGGGGUUUGUAGUUCCCCUGGUCUACCUGGUGCCCUAUGCUACAGCCAAUGGUAUGGAACAGGACCGAGCCGCGCUACUGAUGGCCGUACUGGGCCUGGUUAACAUUGCUGUGAGACCCGUGGCGGCUGUCUUCUUCGGCCUGCCGCGCUUCAGGGGCAGUGGCUGUUUUGUGUAUGUGUUUGCGGUAGCCCUCCUGGUCAACGGGCUGAGUAACAGUAUCUGUGGUGCGGCCGCCACCUUCUCCGUGCUCCUGAUCUACGUGGUCAUCUUUGGUCUGUCCAUGUCUGUGAUUGGCUCUCUGCUCUUCACGGUGCUGAUGGAGACGGUGGAGAUGAGCCGGUUCCCCUCUGCCCUGGGUCUCAUCAGUAUGUUAGAGAGUGGAACACUGCUGAUUGGACCGCCGCUCGCAGGCAUGUUGGUGGACAGUACAGGACACUACUCUUAUGUGUUCUAUGCCUGCAGUGUGACUGUCUCCUCCUCUGGCCUCUUCCUCAUCGCAGCGUUCUACUAUCUGGACAGACAGAAGAAGAGAGCAGGUCCUCCUGCUGCUGCGUACCAACAGAAGCCUGCUAUCAGCCUAGUCCCUGACUGCCAGUACAGCCAUGUUCCUUCUACACAGGGAGGGAAGCCUGCUAUCAGCCUAGUCCCUGACUGCCAGUACAGCCAUGAUCCUUCUACACAGGGAGAGAGAUCAGCGGACACUGUUUGUGUCACCAACGUGUGACUUACUAAUAUGCACGUGUGUAACCCAGUAAGACAACCUGUCUACCUGCCUGCCUUAGAAUUCCAUCUAGAAUGAGAAUGAAGUAAGGAGGUAGCCUUCCAUGAGCCUUGGCCUGUAGGAGCUGCAGCAUAUCACAGGAACUGCUCACUGUGUAACGCCUCACUAUGAUGAGUCAAUGAAGGAUCUCUGUGGUGUCUGCUGUCUGCAGAGGGAAGAACUGGGAGGUUACACAUACACUACUGUUAUCAUCACUGUGAUUCCUAUGUAUGUACGUACGUACACAGGCAUUCACAACACAGGGUUUGCACACAGAUUUAGUCUGGAUUUGGAAGUCUCUCUCUUUCUCUCUCUCUUUCUCUCUCUCUCAUCAACAGACACAUGAGGCUGAAUGACACAACAUCCCUGUUUCAUUCAGACCCACUACUAGACGCUACAGUAGGACUCUCUAACAUACGGCCCACUAGUAGACGUUACAGUAGGACUGUCUAACAUACGGCCCACUAGUAGACGUUACAGUAGGACUGUCUAACAUACGUCCCACUAGUAGACGCUACAGUAGGACUGUCUAACAUACGGCCCACUAGUAGACGCUACAGUAGCACUGUCUAACAUACGGCCCACUAGUAGACGCUACAGUAGGACUGUCUAACAUACGGCCCACUAGUAGACGCUACAGUAGCACUGUAUAACAUACGGCCCACUAGUAGACGCUACAGUAGCACUGUCUAACAUACGGCCCACUAGUAGACGCUACAGUAGGACUGUCUAAUAUAUGGCCCACUAGUAGACGCUACAGUAGGACUGUCUAACAUACGGCCCACUAGUAGACGCUACAGUAGGACUGUCUAAUAUAUGGCCCACUAGUAGACGCUACAGUAGGACUGUCUAAUAUAUGGCCCACUAGUAGACGCUACAGUAGGACUGUCUAACAUACGGCCCACUAGUAGACGCUACAGUAGAACUGUCUAACAUACGGCCCACUAGUAGACGCUACAGUAGAACUGUCUAACAUACGGCCCACUAGUAGAUGCUACAGUAGGACUGUCUAACAUACGGCUCAUAGUAGACACAAAUAAAUAUUUGAAUUUGUUACAUUUUUUGACUAACAACAAUCUCAAUCGACAUUUAAAUGAUUAAAACCAACCCAUAACUACUUAGAAAUGAUAAUGGACCUAAAUGUAGUCUCUUCACUCUGUCCAGCUAGCUGAAAGCUACAUUUAUAGUCUCUUCACUCUGUCCAGCUAGCUAACAGUCAUCAUAAUGAAAGCUACAUUUAUAGUCUCUUCACUCUGUCCAGCUAGCUAACAGUCAUCAUAAUGAAAGCUAGAUAGUCAGGGAGCAUCAAAAAUUCCCAAACCGAUGGAUAGAGGACAUUUUGCACAUUUUGACGCCAAGACAAUACAUACACAUUUUAAGUGCGGCACUCCGGCCCUUGGUGAAGACUGAAUGCGGCCCGCAGAGCAAAAUGAGUUUGACAACCCUGUGCUAGAGCAGUGUUACUCACGAAGUGCGGCAAUUGUACUGCCAAUAACAUGGGCGACCCAACUAUUUAGUGCUUUAACUGUUUGGCUUUAGGAGGAGAUUAUGGUUGUUUGUACACUGUCACCGUGACAACACUGAGUAUGGCUAUGAAUGUAUUCCUGCACCUUCUUGAAUAUCCUCUGUGACUUCUUAGAUGCCUUGAUAUAACUGGACAUGAAACGAUAGCCUUAUGUAUGAAAGGAUAUACAAAUAUUUUGUAUUUUAGUCAACUUAUUUCUGAAGAUUUAAUAUUGAAUGUUUACAGAAUAUUAAACUUUUUCAAUAAAAGUAAAUUGAUUUGUG